AUGGCAUCCUUGUGCUCACAGGCCAUUAAGGCGGCCGAGGCAGCCCUGAAGCGCAUGACGGUAUCCCCAACCCUUCUCCCUGAGCUGCUGGCACGGGCCACCGGCAGUCCCUCGGCGGAAGUACGGCAACUGUCUGCCGUACUGCUUCGUAAGGCUGUCACGAAACACUGGACCAAGCUGUCUGAUCCGGACCGCGCCCACAUGCAAACUGUCCUCUUGGACCGCCUGGUUUCGGAGCCCUAUCACCCGGUUCGCCGUAGUCUUGGCCACCUGGUGGGUGUGGUGGCGCGCUACUCCGUCCCCCGGGGCGAGUGGCCCGGGCUGUUGGAGUUCCUAGGGCGGUGCAGCGGCAGUGGGGAUGCCGGUCACAGAGAGGUGGCGCUCACAUUGCUGGGGUCGCUGGCAGAGCAUGUGGCCGAUCACCUGGCGGAUCACGUCCCCAGUUUGAUUCAGGUGGUGGGCUCCGGGCUGCGGGACGGGUCGUUGGAGGUCCGCCGGGCGGCAGUGCGGGUGAUGGAGCCCCUGGCGGCCCUGGUGGCGGGGAGGGGCUCGGGGGACGUGGAGGCAUUCCACGGACUGGUGGCGGCACUCAUGGAGGUCGCGAGUGCCGCCCACACCUCCCGCACCGACGACGAGACUCUGGUGCUGUGUCUCCAGCUGCUGGUGGAGCUGUGCGAGAGCUCUGCGCCCCUGCUCGGGAAGCACCUGGUGGUGGUGGUGGGGCUGGCCAUGAGGGUGGGCACCGACUCCAGGGGGGAGCUGGCGACACGGGAGGCGGCACUGGAGGUCAUUCAUUGGGCUGCUCGCUACAAGCCCAAGCAGUUUGGACGAAACAAGGAUUUGGUUCGUCAGGUGGUCGGGGCCUUAUGCCACAUGGCCGCGGAGUCCCCUCCCGCGGAUCUGGAUCCCGACGACGAGGGAACUCUGCCCCCAGCGAAAUUGGCCACGCAGGCGCUGGACGCCGUGGCCCUCUACCUGCCGGCUCAGAGCGUAUUUCCCGGGGUGCUAUCUUUUGCCCGCGAGGCGCUGUCCUCCCCCCAGGCCCCCCACCGGGAGGCCGCACUCACCUCCCUGGCUGUCGUAUUCGAAGGAUGUGCGGAGCCGCUCAGGAAGCGACUCAAGGACGUGAUGCCGCUGCUGCUCACGGGUCUGCGGGACAGUGACCCACGGGUCCGUGGUGCCGCGGCUUUCUCCAUGGGCAUGGCGGCGGAGUUCCUGCAGCCCGACGUGGUCGAGUACUACAAGGAGGUCCUCCCGCUGCUGUUCCCCCUUAUGGUGGAGGGCAAUGCGGAUGUGUGUGAGAGGACGUGUUACGCUCUGGACACUUUUUGUGAGGCGCUGGAGGGUCCGGAGAUCGUGCCGUACUUGGAGCAGUUGGUCUCGGGGCUGUGUACCGUGCUCGGUGUCACAGGACCUGCCGUACAGGAGUUGGCGCUGUCAGCACUGGCCUCGGUGGUUUCGGCGGCUGGCAAGGAGUUCGAGCCGUACCUUGGUCCCCUACUGCCCGUGCUGCACCACUUCUUGUCCGCUACAUCCCCUGGACUGCUGGCGUGUCGGUGCCGCGCCACCGAGACAGCGGGCUUGCUGUUCGAGGGGGUGGGAGGGGGGUGUACGGCUCUGCGCGCCUUAGCGCCGGCACUCGUGGAGUUUGGACUACAGGGUUUUAAAUUGGACAGCUCGGAGCUUCGGGAGUACGGACACGGCAUGUUUGCGUGCAUUGCCAAGGCGCUAGGCGCGGACUUUGUGCCGUACCUGCAGUACACCGUACCGCUGGCGCUGGAGUCCAUUGCUCAGAACGACGGCAUGUGGGACGAUGAUGAUGAUGAUGAUGAUGAGGGGGAGAGUGAGGAGGAGGAAGAGGGGGAGGACGAGGGUGCCAGGAAGAGGGCGCAGCAAUUUAGCAUUAGAACGGGUGUGUUGGACGAGAAGUGCGCCGCCACAGCGGCUCUAGGGUUGUACGCCCAGGCCGCUCCCGCCGCCUUCAUGCCGUACAUGGAGCAGGCGUUGACGGCGCUGACUAAGUCACCGGGGGGAAUGUGCCGGUACUUCCACGAGGAAGUGCGGGUGCAGGCGGCGGAGGCGCUGCCUCGCCUCGUACUGGCAGUGUACGGCACAUGUCCGCCGCCAGCUGGAGCAACUGGCGCCGCCGCCAUUACUCCGCAAGUACGGCACGUGCUCGACGUGGCACUCCAGGAGUUGACUCGCGCGCUGAACGACUCCGACCCAGGGGUCACAACGGCGGCGCUGCAGGCCCUGACGGUGUUGGUGAAGCAGCUGGGCGUGCAGGCUCUAGGGGGGGAGGUGAUGCAGCAGCUGGCGGAGGCUGUCACCUCGGUCUUGAAGGGGGAGGCGCCGUGCCAGGCUGUUUUUGACGAAGAGGACGACGAUGGCGACGACGGCGACGAUGAGGCCGGCGGCGGCGGUGACGAGGAGGAGGAGCUCCUGGCGGCGGCGACGGAGCUGCUGCCGGUGCUGGCGGCGGCGGCGGGGCCUGACGCCUAUGUCCCCGUGUUCCGGUCCUCCCACCUGCCGGCGCUCCUCCACCGGCUGAGGGCCCGGCAGCCUGCGGACCUUCGCAGUGUCGCGGUGGGGGGGCUGGCGGAGGUGGCGGAGGUGCUCAAGGAGCUGAUUCCGCCGCUGUUGAGAGAGCUGCGUUGCUCCGAGCCCAUCAACCGACAAAACGCCGCGUUCUGUGUGGGCGUGUUGGCGGAGGGGUGCGGGGGGCCGGCAAUGGCGCCGCAUUACCCCAAGCUGCUGCAGGCGGUGUUGCCCGUGUUCCUGGGAGCGCUCCCGCUGCGGGAGGACCUCAAGGAGGCGGGAGCUGUGUUUGGGGCGCUGUGCGGCCUCCUUACAGGUGAUCAGGCUCAGCGUGUGGCGGGUUUGGUGCCCCAGGUGGUGGCGGCAUUCGGUGCAGCGGCGGUGCAGCAGCCGCCCCUACCCCAGGAGGUCGUGGUGCAGGUAGCGAGGACGCUGGCGGCGCUGACGCAGCAGUUCCCCGGACCCAUGGGUCCGUUGGUGGCGGCGCUGCCGGCGGAGCAGCGGGCGGCGCUGGAGGCGGCUGCGGCGCUGCCGGCGGCUGCUGGGCUGUGA
Molecule: messenger RNA, 3090 nt
Organism: Volvox carteri f. nagariensis
Lineage: Eukaryota; Viridiplantae; Chlorophyta; Chlorophyceae; Chlamydomonadales; Volvocaceae
Exons: 22
Coding region: 1-3090 (1029 amino acids)
Biological process (GO): protein import into nucleus
Cellular component (GO): nucleus; cytoplasm
Molecular function (GO): nuclear import signal receptor activity; small GTPase binding
Source: RefSeq, a predicted model, not a curated record